CGACCUUGUUUUACGGUAUGCUUCUCCAGGUUUUUCCCGUUGACAUAUAAUUAAAAUUUCUGCUUCUCCUUGGAGAAUGAUACUUACGACACUUCCAAGUUAUUCUCUGCGAUGAGCUGAAGCUUCUGCACGCUUCGCGACUGCUUAAAGCCACGGAAGUCUGGCGCCCACCACCUUCCUUGGCUCGUUCUCUAGCAGGUUUGCCAGCAACUUGGCACAACCACUUCUAUCUGAAUGCAUCAAGGCUAUAUUUUGCGAGGGACCGCAUCCAUCGCCUGGGGAGUCUCCGAUAUCGAACACGCCCUCGCAACCUGUUGUGUUGCUCGGAGGCGCAGUCACCUUCGCACCCGCGUCAGACCAACGUUCGAAUUGAACGACCGUCAUUGGACCCUGAAUCCGAAUCACCCCGAAUCACCCCCGACCACCCUUUUUUUCCUCCCUCCCCGUUCGGCCGCCGUUUCUCGGCAAACAAAGUAACAAAUGGCGUGGGAGCACUUGUCAAUCACCAAAUCCCAUUUGGUCUACAUCAUCCUCGGGGGCUUCACCUCGCUUUUCAUGCUCUGCUCUACCAUCAUCAAGGAGCGCAUGUACAUUGGUGAAGCUACUGUAGCAACCCUAUGCGGAUUGUUCUUUGGACCUCAUGCUGCAAACCUCAUCGACCCGCAAUCAUGGGGCAAUGUCGACGAAGUUACACUCGAGUUCUCUAGAAUCGUUCUCGUCGUGCAAUGUUUUGCUGUUGGUGUCGAAUUGCCUAAAUUCUACAUGGAAAAACAUUGGAAGUCGGUCAUUCUGCUUCUGCUUCCUGUCAUGACUUUUGGCUGGCUAAUUACGAGUCUCUUCGUUUGGUGGCUUAUCCCACCAUUGAACUGGCUCGAGAGCUUGGCCGUGGCUGCCUGUGUCACAGCUACGGAUCCUGUCCUUGCCUCUUCCGUCGUCGGCAAGGGCAAGUUUGCCAAACGAGUCCCCAAGCAUCUGCGAGAUCUGCUGUCUGCUGAAUCAGGUUGCAACGAUGGCAUGGCUUUUCCCUUCAUCUAUCUCGCCAUCUACCUCAUCCAGGAUAACCUAGACGCCAAGAAGACGACGUACCACUGGUUUAUGUACACGGUGUUGUAUGAAUGCAUCUUCGGCGCCAUCUAUGGAUUCCUCAUCGGGUACUUUGCACGCCAUGGCAUCAAGUACGCCGAGAAGCAUGAAUUGAUUGAUCGGGAGAGUUUCCUCGUCUUUUACUUCACCUUGGCUCUGUUUUGUGCUGGAUCCGGCAGUAUUCUCGGCGUCGACGAUUUGUUGGUAGGAUUCUCUGCAGGUGUCGGGUUCUCAAACGAUGGCUGGUUCUCGUCCAAGACUGAGGAGUCUCACGUCUCUAACGUUAUUGAUCUCUUGAUCAAUUUGGCGUACUUCGUGUUCUUGGGUACAAUCAUUCCCUGGGACCAGUUUAACAACGCCGAUAUGGGUCUCUCGGCGUGGAAGUUGAGUCUCAUGGCGAUUUUGGUCAUUCUCUUCAGACGAAUCCCCAUCAUGUUGGCCUUGAAGCCAUUCAUACCAGAUGUCAAGACUUGGCGUGAAGCCCUCUUUGCGGGUCACUUUGGCCCCAUUGGUGUGGGUGCCAUCUUUAUAGCCAUUCUUGCUCGUGCGGAGCUUGAAACAGGGCAUACCAUCCCCUUGCCCGAGCUACCCCCAGAAGACAGCCCCCACUACGUUCUUGUCACGCUAGUGUGGCCGAUUGUGACCUUCAUGGUCAUUGCCUCCAUCAUCGUUCACGGGUCGUCUAUAGCAGUCUUCACGCUUGGAAAGCACAUCAACACACUAACUCUCACGAUGUCUUAUACGCAGGCACCAGACGAUGGUCCCUCAUGGAUGAACCGGUUGCCACGGAUCUCCUCACAGUCUCGAUCACAAGCUCGAACCAUGUCUGAUACUGACAUGGACGACUUCAAGCUCCCGGAGUUCCCCCCCGGGACGUUACCGCCUACCGGUCUCCCAGGCCAGUUCCUCCGACGCCAGCGAGAUGAGGAGAGCUCGAGCAGAGCGGGUAGUCGUGCGUCUUCUCUCGUUGGUCGCCGUAAGAAGAACAACAAGUGGGACGAUGGCAUCGGACCGGGCGGCCCUGUCAGCCAGUCUGCCAUUUUCCCCCAGCGUCGUAGCCAAAGCGGCCAGUUUGAACCUCUGUCACCAUCAAUCGAACCCAGUGGACAGCAGGUUUCAGAUCAACGAAGGAUUUCUGGCACUUCACCAGGCGGAUCAUCAUCAGAGCGGUCACGUGAGAAGGAUUCCGAAAAGACGGAAGGCUCGGCGCCCGUUCAGGACAUCGGAUCGAGAGGGGAGACGAAGCAUGGCGGCUCCCCGGAGCUUGAGGUGUAUGAAGAAGGUGGUCAUGUGAUUAUUGAAGAUCAGCAAGGCCAGGUACUGGCGGUUGAGGAGACUGCCCAUCAUGCCAUGCAAGAUCUGCAUAAAUUGAAAGACAAAGUCGAGGCCGAGACACAAAAACCUGGAUGGAGUUACGCCUCCCUCAAGAAGAGAGUCGGCGAAUGGCGUAACGAGGAAGCGCAAAAGAGAAAGACCAGGGAAACAAGUGAUCGAAAACACGCCCCAGCUAGAGCCUACCAAUUCGGAAACACGAUCAUCAUUGAAGACGAGGACGGUGAGGUUGUCAAGAAGUACGAGCUGCCGGCGCAGAAGCCCGAAGGUGACACCGAUUUGAUGGGAGCGAGUUUGAAGUACUUGGGCAUGGGAGGCUUACUUUCGCAAAAGCUCAAGGAGACUGGCGAAGACUCGGAAGCCGGCCCGAGUGCCAGUGGUGUCGCGAAGCCUGCGGCGAAGCAGUCAUUCAGCAGUUGGACCGGCUUUGGUAAGUCUGGAGCCGGCGACCGAAAGAAGAGCGUCGCUUCUAUAUCAGAAGAGGAUGCCGACAAGGACGGCCGUAACAUCAGAUUCACGCUAGCUGGCCAAGGUCGACGGAUGACUGAGGAUGACUUCCUCAAGGAGGUGCGAAAGUUGGAUGUGCGCACGCGGCGUGAGGUGCUCGAGAAAUUGGAUGCCCCACCAGCCGUCAAGUUGGCUGCGAAGCAAGAGACCCAAGCAGGGCCAUCAAACCCAGCUGGAGCUUCGAGGCCGCCGGCCGUCAAGAUAGCGACCACGAGCAUGAGUACGCGGACGGAGAGCAAUGCUUCGGUACGACAUGAGGAGCAGCAGGACACUCGCGGUAGAAGCGAGACAAAGGCUCCUGUAGUUCCCGCAACGGCACCUGAUAGUUCAGGGGCCCCUAGCGAUAUACCAGAGACAGCUGUAGAGCGGCGCCGGAGACUGGCGGCCUUGUCAGGUAUCAAGGACGACGAAGAUAACAACGCCGAGUCCGAGACGCCAGCCGAACGACGGCGGCGCCAAGCAGUGCUGGGAAUGGGCGACGACGAGGUGGCCGAGGACAGCGACAGUGAUGAUGACGAUACACCUAGAGUACCGCCGACGAGGCGAGGAAUACGAUUUGUGGAUGUCCCACACAAGGGCCGGACACAGUGACGACAUAAAACUAAAUAGAGCUUAGAUGCGGCGUGGCUGGGCUGCUACGGAUAGGAGCGAUUUGGCAUAGACAGCAUAGACUUAUUGUCGGAUAACCGGUACAAUGUGGUACGGACGGGUUAUACUUACCCUAUCUGUUGUUGAUAAUCCGCAUGGUGAUACGAGUCACCUGGACAUAGUAUGGUCAUAUCAUGCAUAUAGACAAGACCAUUAUAAAAUCCAUAGUCGAUGAGACAAUCCAUCAUAUGGCACUUGAGCUGCUU
Messenger RNA from Pseudomassariella vexata, 3776 nucleotides. RefSeq names its product putative Na+/H+ antiporter CNH1. Bases 481 to 3513 code for a protein of 1010 amino acids. Lineage: Eukaryota; Fungi; Ascomycota; Sordariomycetes; Amphisphaeriales; Pseudomassariaceae. Gene Ontology annotation, biological process: intracellular potassium ion homeostasis; sodium ion export across plasma membrane; regulation of membrane potential. The transcript has 2 exons. Gene Ontology annotation, cellular component: plasma membrane. The record is from RefSeq and is a predicted model, not a curated record. Gene Ontology annotation, molecular function: sodium:proton antiporter activity.